AUGCCGUAUUUUGUUUUUAUUGCUACCUAUUUGGGUAAGAUGUUGAAAGAGAAGUUAAAUUCCCAUGUUGAAGGAGUUAAUAGUGCUCAUAACCAAGCUAUCCAAAAGAGAGAAGAUCUAUUGAAGGAAAAGCAACACAUUCAAAGUGUUUUGGUUAAGCAAUCAAAUCAAGAUAAAAUUGAAUAUCGAGUUCAAUUAAAUGCAAUAGUUGAUUGCAUACAAUUCCUUUUAUGCCGGGGAUUAGCUUUUCGUGGUCACGAUGAAUCUCAAGGUUCAAGUGAUAAAGGAAAUUUCCUUGAGCUUCUACAAUUUUUGGGAGAUCACAAUGAAUCUAUCAAUGAAGUGUUGCAAAAAGUUCUGAAAAAUUGCAAGCUUACCCACCCUAAUAUUCAAAAAGACAUUGUGAAUGCAAUUGCACGUGAAACAUCCAAAGCCAUCAUCAAGGAUCUUGACAAUGGGUUCUUUUCAAUAUUAGUUGAUGAGUCACGUGAUAUCUCAGUGAAAGAACAAAUGGCCCCCGUUCUUCGUUAUGUGAACAAAAAAGGAAUUAUUAAUGAGCGGUUCCUUGGUAUCGUACAUUUAGCAAGUACCACCGCUUUGUCACUCAAACAUGCUAUUGAGUGUUUACUUUGUGAACAUAAUUUGAGUUUAUCGAACCUAUAUGAGCAAGGUUAUGACGGGGCUAGUAAUAUUAAUUUAGUAACUGUUGUUGGAGGCUUUUGUAAGAGACGAGAUGCUCUUCGAGAUACACAAUUUGCCAAAAUUAAAGAAGAUUUAGAGAAUGGUGUACGUAGAAGUGGGCAAGGUUUGAAUCAAGAGACAAAUCUUAAACGUCCUGGUGAUACACGUUGGGGAUCAUAUUAUGAGACUAUUCUCAACUUGAUUUUAAUGUUCUCUGCUGUUGUUGAUGCACUUGAGAUUAUUGAAAAAGAUGGCAUCUCCGACCAAAAAGUUGAAGCUCAAUCUAUUAUGAGAUUUUGUAAUUUAUGCUUGUUGAGGAACACCGAGGAAAAAAUUUCGGGAGUUGCCACUGCCUCUGAUUGUAUUGACUUCACCGGAAUUUCUGCCAUCGUCUGA
This is a messenger RNA of Quercus robur (English oak), 1077 nucleotides long. RefSeq lists its product as uncharacterized. The record is from RefSeq and is a predicted model, not a curated record. Lineage: Eukaryota; Viridiplantae; Streptophyta; Magnoliopsida; Fagales; Fagaceae. The transcript has 4 exons. The coding region runs from base 1 to 1077 and encodes 358 amino acids.